AUGUGUGAGCCGAGAACAUAUCGCCGUAUCGCACUCCUUAUAUGCGACGAGCCAGUGGAUGCGAUUCGGGAAAAGCAUGGAGACUAUACAAGGAUUUUUGGUACCUUGCUAGAAGAAUCACUCAAGCCCAUCAAUCACACUCGUUCAGCUGACUCGCAAAUGACCUUCACGCUCGAGCCUUUCCACGUGUACUCGCAGGUUUACCCUAAAGAUGAUGAAUAUGAUGCAAUGAUAAUCACCGAAGCUGAGAAGUGGAUCAAAAAACUGAUUGAAAAAACAGCGGAUAAAGAUUUUUGGUCGGAGUAUGCUUUGGACAUCAGGUCAUCGCGCUUGCCAGUGGGUGGGACAUGUGUUCGCAACACGCGUGAAGUUUCUGCAACAAAGCUGCAACUAAACGAGCUCGGAAAGAGAAAUCUUCAUUUGAUGAAUCGUGACUACGUUCCCAUCGAACCGCCAUCAUUCCAUAUCAUUGUUUCGUCUAAGCAUUCACCGAAUCAUGGGAUGGUCCGCUUUUCUCAGCCAGAAUCCCCCAGAGAUGGACCACCCUUGAAUUUCCGCCUGACGGACAUUCAUAUACUCACCAGCCAAGGCCAUCCUGAAUUCACGGAGUCUAUAAUGCGUAUGCUCCUCAACGCACGGCGAGAACUCCUGGGCACUGAAGUCGUCGAUGACGGCCAGAGUCGUGCGGGUAACCAGAAUGAUGGAGUUGCGGUCGUUGGAAAGGCAAUAUGGGGUAUGAUGGGAGUAGAAUGA
Molecule: messenger RNA, 753 nt
Organism: Suillus paluster
Lineage: Eukaryota; Fungi; Basidiomycota; Agaricomycetes; Boletales; Suillaceae
Exons: 6
Coding region: 1-753 (250 amino acids)
Cellular component (GO): nucleus; cytosol
Source: RefSeq, a predicted model, not a curated record